Messenger RNA from Coniophora puteana RWD-64-598 SS2, 620 nucleotides. RefSeq lists its product as uncharacterized. The record is from RefSeq and is a predicted model, not a curated record. The coding region runs from base 41 to 523 and encodes 160 amino acids. The transcript has 5 exons. Lineage: Eukaryota; Fungi; Basidiomycota; Agaricomycetes; Boletales; Coniophoraceae.
UUCCCCGCAUUCCACAUUUUACAGCUUCUCCGAAACCAACAUGGCACAGUGGCAAUCUCCUUUGGCCGGCUACGAGAACGCGGAGCCUCUCCCUGACACUAUCAAUCCCGACGGCAAGUCGCUAUACAACCCUCCCGGGCCCAAAUCGGACGCCUACGACGAGUUCCCGAAAGGCUUUAAUCCUAACAAGAACGGCUUUGACUUCCAUAUCUACUACAUACCUUCAUCGAAGGAGGAAACACAAUAUGCGAAGGAGCUGCACGAACGUAUCAGAAGAGAAUUCCCGGAGCUCCGUAUCUACCGUUUCUGGGACAAGCCUGUUGGACCUCACCCCACCGCGAUGUUUGAGGUAAACGUGUUUGAUCCACAUCAGACAGGCACCCUCUUCUCCUGGCUCGCUGUCAACCGUGGUCCCUGCGAUGUUCUCAUCCACCCGAACACAGGAGAUGCCUAUAGGGACCACACCGAGUUGGCGACUUGGAUGGGCCGGAGGUGGCCCCUGUUGGAUAAGAUGCUGAAGUAAUAUGGCUGACACAAGCCUUAACAGCAUACGUCAUCGUGUAUGACUUACAUGCAUUUCAGUCUUCUUUGAAUCUAUGUGAUGCUUUGGCUGCAAACUG